UGCGAGGAAUCAGAACAAACUACGUUAAGUAAAUUAUUGAGUAAUCUUAAAAUAAAUUACUACAGAGUAAUCAAAACAUACUACUGUAUGCCACAUGUUAUGCGGAGAAAAGUUAUUAAAAGGAACAAUGUUUUAAAAUAUGUUUCGUAGUCUUCUUCUUAUGACUUCGCUAACAUACUUACUCAUAGUCUUGUUAGAACAAUAGUUUAAUAAAAAAAUAUGUUUAUAACUAUUAUACAAAAAAUAAAUAUAAAAAAAUAAUUAAAAAAGAAUGAAAAGCGAAGAUUGGCGUGAAAUCCUAACUAAGGAAAUAAAAGCUAUACAAGCAGUAUAUAUGGAUGAUAACGUGAAUUAUUCUGAGGGUUAUGGAUCUCCAGAAAUUGUUUUAAAAUUAGCACCAUUGCAAAGUGUUGUGGGAAAGGAUGUUCAUGUCAGGGUUGAUCUUCGGGUUCUAUUUACCACACGUUAUCCAUAUGAUCCUCCUGUCCUAAAAUUGGAAAAUGCAAAAGGUAUUUCAAAUGAAAAUUUGUUGCAGCUAAUGGAAAAUCUUAAUAAAAUGGCUCUCAGUCUGUGUGGUGAGGUUAUGGUGUUACAGUUAGCACACUAUGUUCAAGAAUUUCUUCAUUCACAAAAUGUUCCAAGUCUUUCUUUUCAUGUUCAAAUGCUUGCCAAUCAAAAGAUGCAAGAAACAAUGGAAUUACUUGAACAAAAAAAAUUACGAGAAGCAAAAUAUGCAAAAAAUGAGGGUUUGAACAGUCAAUCAGAGAAACAGAGCAGUGAAUCUCUUAUAAAUAAAUUUUCUUGUUUGCGUUCUGUUACUCCAAAGAUAUCUGUUGUAGUGUUUAAGAAAAAUAUGGAAAAAAAAUUCUUUUGCAGUUCAUGUGUUGCUCAUUAUUUUGAUGGUGCAUGCACCUUAAAUGCCAUAGAAGAUUGUUCUGGAAAAAUAUUUUCAGUUGUUCAAUGGAAUAUUAAAAGUCUUCUUAAAAAAAGUAUGGAAAAAGGGAAAAUGCCAUCCAAUGAUACAGUUUCAAGACAGGUUCAAUUAAUUGAACAAGAAAGUACACUUUUAGGCAGUACGAUUUUGUUUGAUGGCAUCAUAAGUUAUCAUAUGCUAGAAAUAAGUCAAGAUAACUUGAACAUUAAGCUUUUAGUAGACAACUUAAACGGUCUUCCUUUAUCCAGUUUUAUUCAAGAAGGUGGUAUGCCUAUCUCUUUUAUUUUUGAGAUUUCUAAACAACUUAUAGAGAAGCUUAAAUUUCUUCAUAGUCUUUUGGUGAUUCAUAGGGACUUGAAUUUGUGCAAUACAUUUAUUUCCAGUAGUAACAAAUUAAUUGUUAGUGGAUAUGGUGUGAUAAAACGGAUAUCAGAUUAUGUUAAUAUGUUCACUGAAGAUAUCAAUUGUGAUAAUGAAGCAAAGAAUAAGGAUGAUUUUUCUUUUCAUAGUUAUCAAAAGAAAAUUAAACCAGGGAAAAAAGGAGAUAUUUUUUAUAUGGGAUUAAUACUUCUAUCAUUGUACACAGGAAAAUUAGAUCAUGGUUAUCCAAUAAUUAUUCCUAACACUAUCAUGGAACCUUUCAAUUCAUUUCUUAAAAGUUGUCUUGCUGAUGAUGAAAAGAAAAGACUAAGUUUAAAUGAACUAGCUCAGCACAAAUUUGUUUGUGAAAAAUUAUCAUCCGUUCAAGUAUCAAGAUUCAUGCAAGAGAAUGUUUCUAAACAUACGUAUGGUAAAUCAAAUAAAGUUGAUUUUAAAAUGCAUUUAUCAAAUGAACAACUAGUAUUAGGAAAUUCAAGAAUAAAAAGUGAGUUUGAAGACAUUCACUGGUUGGGUAAAGGAGGCUUUGGAAGUGUUUUUAAGGCAAAAAACAAAUUAGACAGCAAUUUUUAUGCAGUUAAAAGGAUACCAUUGAACUCAAAGAGUUCACAUUUAAACAAACGUAUUAUCAGAGAAGUUAAACUUUUAUCAAGAUUAAAUCAUGAAAAUGUAGUCAGGUAUUAUAACUCAUGGAUUGAAGCAGAUGUUCAAUUACCAUUAGAAUCAAAUACAGAAAGUCCAAGUUUUUCUGCAGUGUAUAAAGAGUCUACUCAUAAUAAUGAAAUUGAUGACUCGUUAAAUUCAUCUGAUUCAGAUGAAUCUGACGAUGUAACUUCUACAUCCGAAAGUUCAGAUGUUCCUCCUCAGUUUUUAUAUAUUCAAAUGGAGUUUUGUGAAAAGCAAACACUUAACACUGCUAUUGAAGGUGGAUUAUACAAACAGCCAGAGAGAGUUUGGAAGUUAUUUCGGGAGAUUGUGGAAGGCAUUGCUCAUGUUCAUGCCCAGGGUAUUAUUCAUCGUGAUUUAAAGCCAGUAAACAUUUUUUUGGAUUCUACAGACAGAAUAAAAAUUGGUGACUUUGGGCUUGCCACUUCACAUGCCUCAUUUAAUUUUGAUGCAGCAGCACUCUUUCAAUCUUGUGACUCAACUUAUUCAAAUGAUUAUAGGAUGUUGAGUAAUGAUAGUAGAAUGACUGCAAAUGUUGGAACAGCUCUUUAUGUCGCACCAGAACUUGGACAAGCAAAUAGUUUUAUUAGGUUUUCACAAAAAGUUGAUAUAUAUAGUUUGGGCAUAAUUUUGUUUGAAAUGUUUUAUCAUUUUGAAACAUCUAUGGAGAGAGUUAAAGUUAUAGACUUACUUCGAAAGGAUGAAAUCAUUUUUCCCCAAGAUUUUACUGAUAACAAAUAUGAAAAAGAGAAGUUUCUUAUAAAUUGGCUUCUCAAUCACUCCCCUGAUUCCCGCCCAACUGCUUUGGAGUUAAUGGAAAGCGGAUAUUUACCCCCAAGGAUUGAAGACAGUCAAUUAGAUGAGAUAGUUACACACACAUUAUCUCAAAAGAAUUCAACAAGAUAUCAACGAUUAAUAUCAGCAUUUUUUACUCAAAAUGUUUCUCCAGUCUCUGACCAGAUAUAUGAUCAAGAUUUGUUUGGUAAAAACGAAAAUCAUACAAUACAACAAGCUCGCAUUCUGCAAUAUGUACAAAGCAUUAUGACAAAUAUAUUUAAGAAACAUGGAGCUGUAUUUAUUGAUACACCUUUACUAACACCUAAAGGAAAAAAUUAUGAAAAUAUUCAUAAUCUUGCUUGUGUUUUGGAUCCUAGUGGAUUACAGUUAUGUCUUCCAGUUGAUUCUAGACUUAGUUUUUCAAGAUUUAUUAUUAGAAAUAAAAUAAACCAUAUUCGUAGAUAUUGUUUUAGCAAAUUAUAUAAAGAUUUUGGAAUUAAAGGAGCUCAUCCAGUUGAAUCAUGGGAUUGCUCUUUUGAUAUUGUUUCAAACUCAUUCUCAAGCUUCUUGCCAGAAGCAGAAAUUAUGUAUAGUGUUUAUGAAAUAAUCAAGGAGUUUCCAUCUUUAACUCAAAGAAAUUUAUACAUUCGUCUUAAUCAUUCAAAGUUCAUUGAAGCAAUUUUUUUGCAAAAUGGAUUUAGUAAAGAAGCUCAACAAGAAGUAUAUCAUAUACUUGAACAUGUCAUUGAUAAGAAACAGCAAAAUUCAAUGUUAAAAGAUUUUUUUAUAUACUUGGACCUUCCAGAGCAUGUUAUAACACGCUUGCUAGUUUGUUUUACUUUUGAAGGAAGUUUAGCAAAAGCAAAAGAGAGUUUACAGAUUUUAUGCAAAUCAAAAGCAGAAAUAAGUACUCUAGCUAAACAAGCGUUUUCUGAAAUAGAAAAACUUAUAAAACAUUUAAAAAACAUGUUCGUUGACAUUCCUGUUCACAUUUGUACAUCACUAAUCCACAAUUCUAAUUGUUAUUCAGGACUUAUAUUUCAAUAUGUAGUAAAAAAUCAGAGAAAGCAUAAAUAUCGCAGAUUAAACAUAUUAGCUGUAGGAGGAUGUUAUGAUAAACAAAUUGAAUCGCUGAGAAAAUAUGCUAAAUCAACGUUACCUCAUGCAGUUGGAGUCAGUUUAGAAGUUGAGUAUUUUUUACAUGCUGCGCGUAAAGAUAAAAUAAAAUCUUUGAAUUCACACAUCAGUAAUUGCAGUGUUGUUGUUUGUUCAUUGACCAGUUCUACUAAUUUAAACUCGUUAGUUAAUGUUAUACGUGACUUGUGGGCUGGAGGUAUUAGUGCUGUCUUAUACUCUUAUGACUCUGAACAAAGUUAUACUAUUGAAGACAUUCAAAAUUACUGCAAGGAAAAUAACAUAAAUCAUAUUGUUGCAAUAAAAGAUUCUUUUAUAGGGGUACAGUCUAGAGAGGAAGAAAUUUUUGGUGAUUGGCGUGCUCUUUCUGGAAACGAACUGAAUGACUAUCUCAACCAACACUUGUUAAGUAAAAUAGAACAUAGAACAGAGUCUAGAGAAAUGGAAACAAUAACCAAGGAUGUUGGUAUAGGACAUGAUAAAGAUGAGAUAUAGGAAAUAACUUUAACAUAACAAAAGUUUCCGGCUACAUAAUAAAUAUAAUUGAUUAAAGACAUUUAAUUAAUAAAAGAUGGUUGCAUUUCUUAGCAUACACGAAUUAAAAUUUACGAGUUUAAAAAAUUGAAUCAUUAAACAACUGCAAAUCAACUGCGAAUGUCAAGAAAACUGCUGCUUUCGGUACUACGUAUGAGCUAAAGGAGCUUAUGUUAGACGUAGUAUUGUGACACUACGAUUAAAUUUUGUGGGACUUUUUGGUAUUAAAAACCAUUAAUUAGUAAAAAGAAAGUAAUAAGAUGAAGAAAGAAAAAAGAUCUAUAAAGAACAAUAUGCCAAAUAUUGAGAAAGAAAAAUCAAAGAUUGGAAAAAAUUAGCUCAGAUCUAAACCUAAUAUUUUUGGUAGCGAUGGUAACGAGUGAUACGAGCGAUGAUACACAAGUGAUACGAGCGAUGGUACACGAGUGAUACGAGCGAUGGUACACGAGUGAUACGAGCGAUGAUACACAAGUGAUUAGUUUUAUAAAUAGAAAAUAACAUUCUAAACCUUUACAUUUUUGCAUGGUAUACGAGUUUUACAUGCUAUACGAGUACAAUUUACAUGCUAUACGCUAUUUUAUAUGCUAUAUAUUAAUUUCAAAAAUAAAAAAGAACAUUUGUCUUUGUUAA
Messenger RNA from Hydra vulgaris (swiftwater hydra), 5053 nucleotides. Its product is annotated as eIF-2-alpha kinase GCN2. Gene Ontology annotation, biological process: negative regulation of cytoplasmic translational initiation in response to stress; regulation of translational initiation by eIF2 alpha phosphorylation; DNA damage checkpoint signaling. Gene Ontology annotation, cellular component: nucleus; cytoplasm; cytosol. Lineage: Eukaryota; Metazoa; Cnidaria; Hydrozoa; Anthoathecata; Hydridae. Gene Ontology annotation, molecular function: ATP binding; eukaryotic translation initiation factor 2alpha kinase activity; protein binding. The record is from RefSeq and is a predicted model, not a curated record.